AUGAACGUGAACAAGAGUCAUCCUAUAGAUGAUCCUGCAUCUGCUCAUCGGGAACAAAAAACACGUAAAAAAUGUAUUGGUAAUCGGCAGGAUCAACGCUUUCGAAAAAAAUGUCGUAGACGUGGGAUGAAAGCUGAUAGUAUAGAAAAAUUACUUCAGGCAAAAAAGAAGAUUCACAAUCAAAGGAAAAAUAAAACCAACAACUCAACGAGCACUACAAGCCAUAAUAAUACCGCAUUAACAACAUCGAAGAAUGUAUCUAUUCGUAACAAGGAUCCAUCAAUACGAAAAAAAUCGAAAACAAAUCUUAUGAAACGUAAACGAGAUGUAUCAUUACAACAGCAAUCAAAUCUAAAUACAACAAUACCAAAAUCAACAAGUUCAAUAUCUAUUCUUCAACCAGCAUUGAAAAAAGUGAAACAUAAACAGAAAACUAUCACGAAUACAAAUAUUUCAUCUAUUGAAGUUCAACAGAAUACUUCGAAGAGAACUUAUCGGCGACCGAUGUAUUUGAAGCGAUCACCAAAGAUACUUAUUAAAAUGUUAAGUAAAACAUUAAAUUAUACAUUUAAAGAAAAAGCUGAUGAACGAUUUAUUGUCGCUCGUCUCGAUCUAUUUGAUCGAUUCUAUUGUCUACGAAUAGAUCUACAAUUAUGGGAAUCCUACCUAGAUAUUGGUUUACAACAACAUUUGUGGCCAGAUCGACUUUAUACAAUCGCUAAAACGAAUGAUUUCGAAAAUUGUCAUCAAUAUCUUUUGAAUCAUAUAAAUGAUCUAAAAAUAAAUUUGGAUCAAUAUCAAAUGGAACUGAAUAGGCAAUCACCAUCAUGUCCCAUAACAACAUUAUCAUUGGAUCAAAUUGAUCAACGGCUGAAUGAAUUUGCCAUUUGUCAACGAAAAUACUUAUUGAUGAAAAAUAACAAUCAAUUGCUAAAAUUUAAAGACAAUUUUCAUGAUAAAGAUUUAUUUAAAACUGUAUCUACAUUUCGUCUUACAACAGAUCGGAAUGCAUUCAUAAAUCAAUUACUUUUAAUACGAGAAAAACAAGGAGAAAUUUAUGAAGAACUUUUGAUGUUAGAAAUGCGAAUUUUGUGUAAAUUUUUACCACAGAACUUUGAUCAACUACAAUAUUUCAUUACACCUAUAACUUAUUCACCAUUGAACAAUCAUCAAAAAGCAGUACAAGUAAAAAAUAAAUGUUAUAAAAUUAUACAGGAAGCUAAACGUUCAUGGCUAAAUAUUCUUUUCAAUGCUUGUGAAAUUAAAAUACAAGCAUAUGAUAGUCAAUAUCAAAAUAUAUUUCUACAAUUGGAAUCACAAUCGAUCGUUACCAACAAUGUUAAUGAUUCAUCUAUUUCUAACCAAAUCAAAGAAUAUCUGAUUUAUCGAACAAAUAAAUUAAA
This is a messenger RNA of Rotaria socialis, 1403 nucleotides long. The record is from the annotation of a GenBank genome assembly. NCBI's taxonomy places the organism in Eukaryota, Metazoa, Rotifera, Eurotatoria, Philodinida, Philodinidae.